Messenger RNA from Hevea brasiliensis (rubber tree), 697 nucleotides. Its product is annotated as peamaclein. Bases 247 to 513 code for a protein of 88 amino acids. The transcript has 2 exons. Lineage: Eukaryota; Viridiplantae; Streptophyta; Magnoliopsida; Malpighiales; Euphorbiaceae. The record is from RefSeq and is a predicted model, not a curated record.
AAGAAGACUAUUUGAUUUUCUUAUAGGAAAAGAAAAAGAAACCAUGAACCCACCACCAUGGAUGCCUCUGUCACCAAAGCCACAUGACAGUCUGUAAUCUACUGUUUAUUUGUUUCUCAUAGUGACCACCAGAGGGCGCAUUCCUAACCUUUCACCCACCCCAUAUGGCACUAUAAAUACCUCCCACUCUCUACCACCUCCGCGUACUCACAUUGCAACUCCAUCGGUAUCACAAAGAACAAAAAUAUGAAGCCAUUCUUUACAGCCCUUUUGCUGGUCUGCCUUGUUCUUACUUCCUCGUUCUUUGUGCUUACAAUGGCUGGUUCAGCAUUCUGUGACUCCAAGUGUGGGGAGAGGUGCGCAAAAGCAAGUGUGAAAGAACGGUGUUUGAAGUACUGUGGAAUUUGCUGUGAAAAGUGCAACUGCGUGCCCUCUGGAACUUAUGGGAACAAGCACGAGUGCCCUUGUUACCGGGACAUGAAAAAUUCCAAGGGCAAGCCCAAGUGCCCUUGAAGAACUUCACUGGAUUCAGUAUGGAGCUAUAAAGAAUCAGUACAUAUAUAGCUAAUUAAUAAUAAAUUGCAUGGAUUGUGUAGAGAUUAUAUAUAUGUAAUUAGUUCAUAAAAGUCGAAAUAUGAACGGAGAAACUGAUGUGCGUACUUCCAUUAGUUUAUGAAAGUGGAUUGUUUGUUAUCUA